Penaeus vannamei (Pacific white shrimp) is the source of this 992-nucleotide messenger RNA. Its product is annotated as guanine nucleotide-exchange factor SEC12. The record is from RefSeq and is a predicted model, not a curated record. Gene Ontology annotation, molecular function: guanyl-nucleotide exchange factor activity; GTPase activator activity; protein binding. Gene Ontology annotation, cellular component: endoplasmic reticulum membrane. Lineage: Eukaryota; Metazoa; Arthropoda; Malacostraca; Decapoda; Penaeidae. Gene Ontology annotation, biological process: protein secretion.
CGUGUUUGUUGUCAAAAAUCAUCUGACGGAUCAAGGAGAGCGAUCUACCCGAGAAGAGGAGGUCCAUCUGUUAGAUUACUAGUUCUAAUUUGCUAUUUCUCAUAAAACGCCUUAAAGCACAUACAAUGCCUAUGACGACGUGUGAGACGGUUGCAAAUCUAAAUUAUCCAAGUUAUGCCAUCGUUAGUAUGACUGGCCGGCAUAUUGUGGUCGGGGGAGGUGGAGGAGCAGCGAAGACCGGAAUCAUGAACCAAUUUGAUGUGUUUGAGCUGUAUCAUGAUGGGAAACAGACAGUUGGAGAGCGAGUUUUGUCCCAUGAUGUUGGCGAUUACUGCAUAACCAACAUGGCCGGUUGGGCAGAGAACCCGAAGUCAGGAAAGGAUGAAUCUCCAAGCUUCAUGCUCUCUGUUGGCUUAGAAGAAAAGUGUGAUCUGAUAAAACUUACACAAACCAUAAAAUCAAUGGAGACGGAGGAAGAUUCAACAGAAGUGCAAGCCAAAAAUGAGAAAGGCCAGCAUAAAGCAAUACGGAAGAGGAGAGGAAGUGAACGAAAUGCAGAAGAAGGGACGACUAUAGCUCGAGAAGAAACUGAAAAGGAGAGAAAGAGAAGAAAAUCUGUCAAUACAACACUACGUGGUGAAAAAUAUUUUUCCUUCAUUGUUGAGAAAAUAUCAUCAACUGAAACAGUUUCCAAGAAGCAGGCUGAAGAAGAACCAUAUCAGAAAUGCUGCAGAGUGUCUGCCGACCACAAAUUAUUGGUAACAGGAGGAACAGAUGGUCAUGUUAGAGUGUGGGGAUUGCCAGGCAUGACCAAAGUGAAAGAUGUAAAAGCUCAUGAAAAAGAAGUAGAUGAUUUGGACAUUAAACCAGAUGGAAAGCAGAACCCCUGCUCGCUGCUAUCGCAUUUUCCCUUUGUCCUGAACACAAGCACCCCCAAGGCACUGGAGGUUUCAGACACAGGAAGGACCAAUCUCAAGCAGAGUUUAAUCUGA